AUGAAUCGUUAUCGACAUUUCGAUAAUGAAUUCGAUUCAAAUAAUACAAAUUCACCAGCUAUUUUACCUGAAAUUGAAGUCGAUGAACCAUUUCAAUUAGAAUUCAGUCCACACCUUCAACCUUAUCCAUCGAAUUAUGAUAACUUUAAAAUUUUCUUCUUACACCGAACAGCACUCGAACGCUUUCUAUUUUAUUUGAUAAUUUUUCUUUUAAUUAUUUUAUUUGUUAUAAUUAUUAUUUGCCUUUCUUACUCCAAAGAAAAAGAAAAAUCAUUCAAUGCCAUAUGUUUAACACCAUCAUGUAUUGAAGUAUCAUAUUCAAUUGCGUCUGGUAUCAAUCAAUCCGUUGAUCCAUGUGAAGAUUUUCAUCAAUUUGUAUGUGGCAAUUGGAUAAGAAAAAAUAUCAUUCCAAAAGGCCAUUCAUCAUGGUCAAUACCAAACGAAUUAGGAAAAAAAAAUAUGAUUAUACUAAAAAACAUUCUUGAACAAACAUCAUCAUCAGUUGAGGCUGAACAGCAAGCGAUUAAAUAUUAUCAAUCGUGUAUGAAUUUAAUAGAACUUGAACGAUUACAACUGCAAACAUUAGAAAUGUUUUUUCAAAAUACUUUAAAUUUUACAUUAAAACAGUGGAUUAAUUUAGAUAAAAAUCAAACAUGGCAACAAACUUUUAUUUAUUUCCUAAAACUAUUUUCAAAUCAAUAUGGAUUUUUAAGCAUAUUUCCAAUUCGAAUUGAUUCCGAUGAAAAAAAUUCAACAUGGAAUAAUAUUUAUAUUGAUCAACCUGAACUAAUUCUUGGAACGCGAGAUUAUUAUAUUCAAUCAACAACAAAUAAUCAAUCAAAUGAAAGAAAUAGAAUUAUUCGAGAAACACUCAGUAAAGUUGGUUCCGAAAUAUUACAAUUACUUGGUUUUGAAAAAAAUGAUUCUAUAAAACGAAUGAAUGAUAUUAUUCAAUUCGAAACGGAGCUUGCAUUAGUUAAUUUACCGAUGGAAGCGUUACAAAAACCAAAUGAAACAUAUCAUUUAAUGCCUUUAAAACAACUUCAAGAAUAUUAUAAAUCUAUUGAACUUGAUAUUUAUUCAUUUUUUAAUGAUAUACUCAAUACAAGUUCAAUAAAAUUUAACGGAAACGAUCAAGUAAUUGUUUUAUCAUUUGAAUUGAUGUUCAAUAUAUCGAAUAUUUUAACAAAUUAUUUAUUAGCAUCAACUAAAAGUUAUGUUGUUAUUGAUCAUUUACUAUUUUCAUUUGUAUUCAAUAAAAUUUUACAUUUAUCAUCGUCAUUUGAAAAAGCGAUGAUACCAUUAAAAAAAGCGCUCUAUGGAGUCGAUUCAUCAGUCGAACGAUGGGAAUAUUGUAUAAAAAAAACGGACGGCGCAUUUGGAUUUGCACUUAGUGCUCUUUAUCUUAGAGCUGCAUUCGACGAAGAUGAUCGAUCAAAAGCGAAUGAGUUAGUAGAAAAUAUUCGUUUAAGUUUCGAAGAAAAUCUCGAUAAACUUCAAUGGAUUGAUGAGCCAACAAAAAAUGAAGCUAAGAAAAAAUUGAAAAAAAUUAAUCAAAAAAUUGGUUAUCCAGAUUUCAUAAAAAACCAGACUCACUUAAAUGAACGUUAUGGUGGUUAUACAAUCAUUGAAAAUGAAUAUUUUAAUAAUGAAAUUAAAGUAUCCAUGCGAGAACAACGACGAACAAUUUUAAAAUAUCGACAAAAAGUCGAUGCUAGCGAAUGGCGUAUGACACCACGAAUGGUCAACGCUUAUUAUAAUCCACCAGCAAAUGAAAUAGUUUUUCCAGCUGGUAUUCUCCAACCGCCAUUCUUUCAUAAAGAUCUACCAUUGGCAAUUAAUUAUGGGGCAAUCGGUUCAGUUAUUGGCCAUGAAAUAACUCAUGGUUUUGACAAUCAAGGACGAGAAUUCGAUGCUGAUGGAAAUAUGAUUUCGUGGUGGACAAAUUCUGCUGUGAACAAUUUUGAAGAAAAAACAAAAUGCUUCGUUCAACAAUAUUCAAAUUUUACAAUUGAUGGACAAAAUAUAAAUGGCCAAAGAACAUUAGGUGAAAAUAUUGCCGAUAAUGGUGGUUUAAAAUUAUCCUAUUUUGCUUAUCAAAAUCACAAAAAUGGUAAUUCAAGUGCUAGUAACGAUCUUCGUCUUCCUGGUUUAGACUAUAAAAAUGAUCAAUUAUAUUUUAUUGCUUUUGCUCAUGCAUGGUGUAAUAUUCAAACUUCUAAUUCUCUUCAUGAUGAUUUAACAACUGAUCCACAUUCACCAUCGCGUUGCCGUGUAAUUGGAACAGUACAAAAUAGUGACGAGUUUACAAAAGCAUUUUCAUGUAAAUCAAGAGCAACAAUGAAUCCAAGUAACAAAUGUCAAUUAUGGUAG
Rotaria socialis is the source of this 2373-nucleotide messenger RNA. Lineage: Eukaryota; Metazoa; Rotifera; Eurotatoria; Philodinida; Philodinidae. The record is from the annotation of a GenBank genome assembly.